GUAUCAGUGUACAUGUAUAUUUAGAUUGUUAUUGUCUGUGAACUCAUCCAUGUUUGUGAAUUAAUCGUUUUCUUCGGAUGUUCUCAGCCUAAGAUCAUCGUUCAGUCAAAUUACAAGAUAGCCUUCAAGAGCACUCAUCCUAACAGCGGUGUAUUUAAUUCUUGGUGAAGUCGAUAUGUUAUGUGUCCUCCUUCCGAUUUCCCUAUGGAUACGUCUCUUGGUAAUCUUCUGGAGUGCAUAGUAAUCUUCAGAUAUAAGUAAUGGAGUACGACCCUUUGGAGACUAUGAGUCCUAGUGAGCCAUUCAGCGACCAGAGGGUUGCUCAAAGCAUUUCAGUUGAAGGCGAAUCAACAUUUAGUCAUCAAGUACAGCCUUCAGUUAAAUGUGAAGAGAAAAGCACCGAGGGACCAAAAGUGGAUUCAAGUUUUCCCACUAAUUCUAUGCCACCUCUCCAACAAACAUGCAUUCCAUCAACCACUGCACAAGGACAUUCUUUUGUUCGAAGGACAAUACACAGACCGGCAUAUUGCCAUCACUGUGGGGAAGUUAUUUGGGGGCUUUUAAGUAGUGGAUUUCAGUGUGAAAUCUGCAACCUACUUGCUCACGAACGCUGUCAAACCGUAGUAAGCUCUCCAUGUACAUCUGUGGCGCCCCUUCAUGUAAAGUCUCCAGUAUCUCAUUGUUGGUCAGAUUUGGGGCACUUCAAGCGGAAGUUUUGCAAUGUUUGUCGUAAACGUUUGGAAGACAGUCUUUCUGUGAGAUGUGAAGUAUGUGAAUACUACUGUCAUGUGGAUUGUCAAGAUUAUUCUAUCAAUGAUUGUAAACAAGGUGCAACAUGUUCUCCUGGUAAACCUGUGUGUUCACCGCGUCAAUCACAUCAUUGGAGGGAGGGGAAUUUACCAACCAACUCAAAGUGUUUUAUAUGCCGUAAGACAUGUUGGUCUUCUGAAUGUCUUACUGGUUAUCGUUGUCACUGGUGUGGUCGGACUGGUCACGCAGGAUGUAUUGACAAAGUUGAAGAUGAAUGUGACUUCGGUCCAUUACGUGAUAUCAUGUUACCAGCAUUCUGUGUUAGUCUUCCACGAAUAAAUAUUCCCAUUGAACAUGUUAUUGGUGUUACUAAACGUCCACAAGGUCGAGCUAUUUCAACGGAUUGGUCCAGUAGUGGCGAAAGCAAAGAGGAUAGUUGGCAGGAUACACGAUCGCCUAAAGAAGUUAUAGAUCAUGCUAGUAGUGACGAAUAUGUAUGCGUAUUCGAUGGUAUUGGAGCUUUGAAAAGGCGUUCGUGUCGAAGUUUUAGCUUUUCAAAAUCAAUGUCUACUUAUUCAGCUGUGAAAAGAUUUCUAAAAACAUUUCAUUUGGCUGGAACACCUGAUUAUUACAAUGUAUAUGAAGUUAACGAAUAUGAUGGGACUGAAAACAAGCUGAACUAUCAUGUUAACUUACGGAGUCAGUUAAGAUUUGAUUUGAAGCAACCGUCAAUACUUAUACGAUCUAAAGAACCAGAAGAAUCGACACUAACGAUUAAGGUGUAUGCCGGUGAUCUUCGUCUGUUGCUUGCUCCGCAUGUACCACCAUACGAAGAGGUAACUAUCACUCCGGAAACUACAGCGGCAAAAGUUGUUGCAAUGGCAUUAAAUAACUUUGGUUGUGGACAUAUGAGUCCGGAUGACUGUUAUCUAAGCAGUGUAUGCAUUGAUCGAACUGUCAGUGAACAAUUGCUAAGCAAAGAUGAUAGACCAAUGGCACUGUUGGAUCAAUUACGUGAAGAAUCAGCUAGAAUAUCACAAUUUACACGAUUUGAACUACGUUUUGUUGAAGAUCCACCUAUUGGACCAAGUGUAUCAUUAUUUGUUGGUAAUCUAAAAGAAAAUCUAUCUCAACGUCUAUAUGAGCGCUUAUUAUUAGAGAAAUUAGGUGAAAAAUGUCGAUGGGAUUCAAUUGAUGUUAUUUAUUAUGAAAGUGGUUGUCUUGUCUUAAAUUAUCAUUCAAGUGAAAAAGCUGAACAAGCCUAUGAAUUGCUAAGUGAUUCUGUAUUCAUGGAUAAACCAUUAAUCGCAUUACUCCUACCAAAUAUACAUCCACAAAAUUUACCUAAAGGUAUUCAACCAUUAUUGGUAUUUGUUAAUCUCAAGUCUGGUGGAUGUCAGGGGAUGGAUUUAAUUGUGGCUUUUCGUCGUCUACUUAAUCCAUUUCAAGUCUUUAAUCUUGACUAUGGAGGUCCUCUACCAGGUUUAUAUUGUUUUCGUCAUUUAGUUUCAUAUAAAGUACUUGUUUGUGGUGGAGAUGGUACAGUAGGCUGGACAUUAUCAUGUCUGGAUAUUGUUGGACAAGAUGCUGCAUGUAAUGCUCCACCGAUUGCUCCAUUACCUCUUGGUACUGGAAAUGAUUUAUCACGUGUUCUUCGAUGGGGUUCUGGUUACUCGUCAGCUGAUGAUCCUUUAACUAUUCUCAAAGAUGUUGUCGCUGCAGAAGAAGUGAAAUUGGAUCGUUGGACGUUGAUUGUUCGACCAGAAGAAGAUUUUAAAGAUGAAGCGAAAUUAGCCCUAGAAUUGCAAACCAAUGCAUCGAAUACAAAUGAAGAGAAUUCUAUUAUGAUUAUUAUGAAUAAUUAUUUCGGUAUUGGUAUUGAUGCUGAUUUAGCACUAGACUUUCAUAAUGCACGAUCAGAGAAUCCAUCAAAAUUUAACAGCCGCAUUCAUAAUAAAGGUGUUUACUUCAAAAUUGGUCUACGCAAAAUGAUUAAUCGUACUGUGUGUAAAGAUUUGCAUAAACAAAUUGUAGUCGUUGCCGAUGGAAAGAUUGUAAUGUUACCGCCAAUUGAAGGCUUAGUUGUCCUUAAUAUCCUAUCCUGGGGUGGUGGAGCUAAUCCAUGGAGUGUUGAAAAAGAUGAUGAAUUUGUAAAGCCUACACAUUAUGACGGUCUACUUGAAGUUGUCGGUAUCUCUGGUGUCGUUCAUAUGGGUCAAAUUUAUUCUGGUCUUGGAACUGGAAUUCGUCUUGCUCAAGCAGCACAUUUGAAAAUUUUGCUCAAGUCUGAAUUACCUAUUCAAGUUGACGGUGAACCGUUUAUUCAUCCACCUGGUCAAAUCACUGUAUUACGAUCUGCAUUGAGAGCUAAUAUGUUGCGUAAAGUUAAACGACCUAAAAAACGUACUGGCAUAGAAGACUAUGGAGUAAGUCAGUUAUCAUCGGUAGAACAGUAUCAACAACAACAACAACAACACCAGUUACAAAGGCAUAGAAAGUUAACACAACAACAUUCAAGUUCACAAUUACCAGAUUUCACUUCAUUAGUUGACUCAUCAACACUAACAAAUACUUCAGAGUAUUCAAGACAAAAACCUCAAUUAUUGUCUAUAACUCAGAAAGGCGAAACAUUGGAUCCAGCGUACAUUAACAACAACAAACACAAUAACAAUACACCUACAUGUAGUAAUCGACAGACAAUUAAACCAGUCGUGGGGAAAUCAACAUCUAUCGUGUUUGAUGAUACAUCUAGUGCUGUGAAAUCGGAUAAUAACAGUAAAAAUAAACAGUUAGCUCAUAUUCACAGUGACUCCUGUGGUGGUGAUGAUGAUGGUGACGAUCGUGAUUGUGAUUCCAAUCUGUGUCAAACACUUCAUCAAAUAUGUUUAGAUGAUAUCGUUAAUAAUGACAAUAACAAUUAAUAAUUAUAGUAAUAGUAAUAAUAAUAAUGAUCAUAAUAAUAAUAAUAGUUUCUCUUCAUUGUCAACCAAAACCUGUCUUCAUUGCCACGCCCAUACUACACCCUGUUGUCUGAUGAUCAUUGUGAUGAUGACACCUUAUACUGUGGCAUAACUUAACUCAUCUUUUGGUUCAUCCCUUUAUAAUAAAUAUCAUAUACAUAUACACAUAUAUAAACUAAUAUGGUUAUCACCAUACAUACAAUAAUAAUAUAUUAACCAUGCAUAUAUAAUUCUUUCAUUCUUCAAUUUCACUGAAAGAUAUAUUCAUAUUUUGUAUAGAAUUCGAUGUGUGUGUGUGUGUGCUUGUGGGUCUGCGUGAGUGAGUGGGUGAGUGUAUAUAUAUAUUUCCGAUUAUAUGCUAAAUGGGCUUAGGAACAAAGCGACAAAACCAUUCAUGUGCAUGCUUGUUAUAUAAGACAUCUCUAUUAUUAUUGUUAUUAUAAUUAUUAAUAUUAUAACUAUUGUAUAUCAACGAGUGAUUCACAGUUUCGUGGUAUACCAUUUUCCCUUCACACAGAUUAUUAAUCUAUCUAUCUAUCUACCUACUCAAUGAAUCUAAUAAUUCUCAUUCAAGAGACUAUAUUUGUGUGUGUAUAUUAAAUCAUAAAGUGAACCAUUUUCUUUUUCUUGUAUUGUAUGUUGUUGUUGUUGUUUUUGUUCGAGUUGGUUAGUGCGGGUGGGGGAGCGGGUGUCGGAAGGUUGACAAAUGGUGAAUUUAGUGUUUUCCUUUUUCUUUUCCCUUCUUCUUUAUUUUGUUUUCUGCAGUUGUGCUCUCCCAUCGAAAUUUUUGUCUGUUUGUGUGUGUGUGUUCUGUAUUUCCUGAAAUGAAUAGUAGGCCAAUUGUAUUUUCUCUUUUAAUUUCAUUUAUUUUGAUGAUCAUUACUAUUAUUAAGUAGUAUUUAAUAGUAGUAGUAUUACAAAUAAUUUUAAAUCAAAAUCAUGAUUUAUAUAUAUAUAUAUAUGAACUUGUUAUGCAAUAAGGCAUAGAUCACUUUUCUCAUUUUUAUUCACUAAUAUUUAUCAGUAGUAGAGAUAGAGGUUUAUGAAACUACUAUUAUUGUCCCACUUACUGUUGCGUAUGUCGAGGAGAGAGGAGAAAAAGCAGAAGCAGACGAAGAAGGCCUGCACAUGUUGUCCUGACGAAUUCACUGUUAUUCACUGUAGGCAUUUAAUAUAGUUGUGAUAUAUAUAAUGUACUGAUUUCGUUAUAAUAUUUAUAUAAUGCACUCUUUUUAUUAAUUAUUAAUGUCAGUGCUAUGAUUAUCUUUGUUUCGUCCCACCCCUUCCCACCGUUUCACUCACUCUCUCCUUAUUUACCUUUCACAUUACACUCUUCUGUAUAUUUAUUUGAAAUGGUAUGUAGUUAAACUUUUUUUUGUUUGUAUAGAAUUGAAUGUCUCUGUUUCGUUUUCUUUUGUUGUUUUUUUAUUUCGUGAUUGUGGGGUUAUAAAUUUUGGAUGGGGUUUUGUGCGUCGGUUGUUCAGUGCUUGUUGAAUCAGUGGGCACCACUCACA
This is a messenger RNA of Trichobilharzia regenti, 5224 nucleotides long. The record is from the annotation of a GenBank genome assembly. NCBI's taxonomy places the organism in Eukaryota, Metazoa, Platyhelminthes, Trematoda, Strigeidida, Schistosomatidae.